AUGAUUUGUGGUUGCGGUCAGGAGGAAUCUGCCGCCGGGCCUCGAGUAAAGCCACGGUCCCAUCAGGGAUCCAAUGUUUUUAUGAGAUUGGCUGAACUUGGGCAACCUGGCAGUAUCCCCCUCGUUAUUCCUUCGGGUGGCAUGGCAGCUAGGCACCGAAAGGGUGUUACAGCUAAACGAUCACUGCAUGGUCAGCUGCUUACAGAUAAGGAGGCCUCAGUUCGUGAGAUGGACGACAUAUUAGCACCUGCUGUACCCGUAGCAGGACAACCCAACUGUAACAUCCUUUCGUUGCCUAGCUCCCAUGCCACCCGAAGGAAGCACGAGGGAUGGGAUACUACCAGGCUGCUCAAACCUAGACAGAACAAAUCGAGAUGCAUAAGUCGGAUUCAAACUGCGGACCUUCAGGCCAGCUAUCUAGAGCCCACAGGUGAAGUAGAACCCUGGACGGUGAACGUGGAACCACCUACGGCCUCGGAGGUUUACGACUGCAUAUGUUCUCUGAGGCGCCACCGAGCUCCCGGUCCGGAUGACCUUCCACUCGCACUGUUCAAACACGGCGGUGAAGUCCUCAGUCAGCGCUUGUCCGAUCUGUUUGCUUGCAUUUGGGGAAAGGAGUCUGUCCCAGACAACUGGGGAGAAUCGGUGAUAGUACCCAUUUUCAAAAAAAGGGCGCGUAGUGAGUGUGGUAACCACAGGGGGAUCAGCUUGAACCCGGUUGUAACGAGACUGUUGGCGUCAACUGUGCUUCGUCGCCUUACGGUGGUUUGUGAGACAUCGACUCGAGAGCAGCAAGCGGGAUUUCGGCCAAAUCUUCACACUGCGUCAGAACAACGCCAUAGGUAUAAGCGACCCACGAUUCUAGUAUUCCUGGAUUUCCGAGGCGCAUUCGACUCGGUUGAUCGGUCUGUUCUUCUUGAGACGCUUGCCCACCAAGGAAUGCCCCGGAAGUUUGUAAACAUAAUACGUUCUUUGUAUUCUCAGACUUCCGGACGUGUGAGAGUGUACGGAGAGCUCUCCAAAAGCUUCCGCACACAAAGCGGUGUCCAUCAGGGAUGCCCACUCUCUCCAUUCCUUUUUAACUUUGUGAUCGAUGAAAUAAUGAGACGAAAGCUGGAGGGUCUCCAAAACCCUGGUGUUCAAAUAGCCAGUGAAGAAAACCUCGUCGAUCUGGAAUACGCAGACGACAUCGUUCUCAUGUUCGAAGAGGAGGAGAAGGCGCAAGUAUUCUUGGAUGAACUGACCAAAGUCAUCCCGUCCUUUGACGACAUCGUUCUCAUGUUCGAAGAGGAGGAGAAGGCGCAAGUAUUCUUGGAUGAACUGACCAAAGUCAUCCCGUCCUUUGGUACGCAUUUUGCACCCACAAAGUGUAAGGUCAAGCUUGUGGACGUGCAGUCACUGAACACGCCAAUUACGACCCAGGGGGAGGCACUGGAAGUUGUGGAGCGUUUUACGUACCUUGGAAGUUGUAUUAAUUCUGAUUGCAGUGUGACAGAUGAGGUCGCGUUAGCUAAUUUGAGACACCUACGGCUUCAGGAUGGUGUAUCCCUGAGACUCAAAGGAAGAACAUAUCAAGCCGUUUUGUCGCAUGGCUGUGAGACUUGGCCUAUUCGAGCAGCGGAACUGAGACGCCUCCAGGUGUUCGACAGUUGUUGUCUCAGAACCAUAGCUCGCGUGGGUUGGUGUCGGCGAAUCCGUAACGAGGCAGUUAGAAACGUGUUUUCGAGUCGGUCGGUGAUGAUGAUCUCUGCAGGCUGGAAUGGAGAUAACGUGGAGCAAAUUAAUUUUCUCAGCUUCCGCCUAAAGGAUGCCAUAGCACCCUUCCGGUGCCCAGUUGCCAUGUCACCCGAAGGAAACACGAGUGCUGGGACACUGCUAGGUUGCCAAAGCUUAGACAGGAGCAGUCGAGAUGCUGAGGUUCGGUUCAAACCAUGGAUCUUCCGGUCCGAUAACCACAGAGCAUGUAGAAAAGAAAGAAAGCGUUCAGCUGUAGCACCCUUCCGGUGCCUAGCUGCCAUGCCACCCGAAGGAAGCACGAGGGAUGGGAUACUGCCAGGUUGCCCAAUCCUAGACAGGGGAAGUCGAGAGGCAGAGGUCGGGUUCGAACCACGGACCUUCCGGUCAGUAAAUUCGCGCUCUAACCACUUGGGUCAUCUCGCCACAGAGCAUGUAACCAUCUCGUCUGGCUUAAAGAGGAGCUCAUGGACGGGAGGUUCGCGAAUGCCAUGUAUUGAUGGGAAACCAUUCCGUAGACAACUCCCACCGGUUGAUUUGGAUCCGAACGAGUCGGUGUUUUUUUCACCAGUUACUCUGGAGAUAUUUCGAAACUACGAUGAGUAUUUUGAUAGAACUGUUCUCGUGAGCAGCCUCGUUUGGAAUUGCCAAAUCUGCGGUCGCGGCCAAAUGACAUUCGUCGACGCCGUUUCCUGUGAGCGCAGCCAUGUGGGCACAUUUAAUCCCUCACUUUCUGCUGGCCUGCUCUAUAUCAUACACAAUUCCAGACGUCGACGAUUGAGCGAGCUGGUAGAACUGUUAUCUGCGUUUGCUAAUCAUCGGUAUUUCAUCGGAGAACCAGUAUGGAAUUGUGUGUUGGGUUACAGAAAACGCACACCUGCCACGAUUCGGCGCGUUUUGUGGGCAGCAUCCUUACCCGACGCUGGUCUUGGUCUCGACAGAAAACUCAGUAUGCUGCAGUUUGAAAUCGACGAUUACCUGAGUGAAAUCAACAUGGAAACUGAAAAUGAGAAGAUGUUCAGCCCACGUGGACUAGUGUAUCAUGUGGUGGACGACAAAUGUUCUGGUGUUCCGUAUCGUCAUCAAUUUCGGCCCCGGACCAUCUUAUCAUUUACUCGUCUGGAACGCCGUAAUCGAGAUUUGUUGACAAGGGAUCGGAUAAAGACGUUUAUCAGACACACAUGUGAAUUAAAAAAUGGAUUUUUUUCACCAAAGGCUUGUGUUAUGCGUCAGUUCAGUCUUUCUCCCUACGGACCAGUUACAUGGGUCGACUUGUUCCUUCCUCCUGAACCAAACUGGGAGGAAGUGGCGAAACGAUUGCCCAUGAUAAUGGACAUUGAUAGACCGCUCUCCUGGAAGUGGACUCAAGCUGGAACAAUGUCCAAUGUGGACUGUAGUCAGCGUUCAGUCACACAGCACCAGCCAGGCUCCAACCGGUCAGCCCGCGCAAGUUCACACACACGGAAGCAGAUGUUAGGCAGCCGGAAUUUUCGUUUUGUUUCAGACGCUGGACAUUCUUCCACAGCGCCCUUAGGAUCGCCUGACCUGUCAACCUUUGAUCCAAGUUCAAAUCGGUUCACCGAGCAUUGGGAACGUCUGGGAUUGGAGCGCGAAUGGGGCGCAGUACGCCUUAGUGAAGAUCUUGAUCUAUCCGACUUGGUUCCACUGCCGGACUUCCCUGAGUUCACAUCAUCCAUCGCGCCGGAAGACAUCGGUUCCACUAUUCAACUUUUUGAAUUCCUCAAUGUGUUUGGCGUACAUUUGGAUCUGUUUUUUCCCAACGAGACUCCUCCGGACUGCCGUUGGAUUAGCACGUCUUCUGGUGCUGAACAAGAUUCCACUACCUCCACUUCUCUCCCAUGGUCUACUCUGGUCAGUAGUUUAACUGAAUCAGAUCCAACCGGUCCGCUGGCUGACCUGUUCAUCAGUCUUCUGUGCGCCAUUCGAAAACUUGAUGUUGAUGCAAGCGCAAAGCAGAUGGGACCGACAGUUCUUGCUGCUACGUACGCUGCUGCAGCGGCCGUAGCUUCCGCUGAAGCGGGCGUGAACUUCGGCUCUUUUACAAUUGGUCACGCGUCUGACUACGAGGAGGUCUACGAAGAGCUUAUAUCAGGUGACGAUGGCAAGGAAGUUCUACGUGUACUCGGCGAAGCCGGAGCAGCCACGCGCCUAAACGAAUUGGUCGGUAUUCCCAGUUUGGCAAGUAAUCAAGCAGCUGGUAAGGCUGGCAUGGUGAUUCGGAACCUUGAGGAACUCGUAUUGGAUAAUAGUGCUGCGUCAAAGGAGGACCAACAAGCCCCGGUCACACUGAGUCGUAACAGCACGGCGCGUGCCGCCACAAUGGCGAUAUUGGCUGGUGCAACUUCAUUGUGUCCUUUGGACCGAGCAGGUCUUUCGAAAGCGUUGUGGCUGCACAUCAAAAGUUCACCUGCCCGGAUUUCUAGUUGGCGAGGUCAAACUCGCGGUAUUAUACGGCCAUUGGACGACCCGGCCUUCAUCCUUGCGCGGGAUUCGCCUGAACUGUUGGACAAGUUAAAUACUGUGUCUGUCUACGAAUUGACCGUCCGUGAAAAGCUCCAGCUGCUGUCGUGUUUGAUGGAUCAGCUCCUACUCUAUUCGCACACACGUGAUCGUUUCGAACAUAGCUUUAAUCGCCUCCGCCUACUUCGUAGCCAGUUACGUUCAGCAGACGCAGUGGACGAGACCGAACCUGAGCAGACUGCUGGAACAUCGAAAUCGGGGCAGACCUCUUCCAAAGCAAAACCUGAAAACUCCGACGACGAUAACCGGUCUUCAUCUGUACGUGAACGACCCAAAAACGUUUACUCUAAUCGUCCAUCUAGCCGUGGUGGAGAUUCUGACGUUCCUAGGAGCAAGUCAUCUCAAACGUCUGUUGAGAACGUUUCGAGUGAGAUGCCCUGCGCCACUGUGCAAACUUCCGUGAAACCCAAUCUUUUGGUAUUGGAUAGUCCGGACGCAGAUCUAUUGCAGUCCGUUAAAACUUUACGAGCACUGAUGGAGGCAUCACGAGGUUGCUGCUUACUUCCAUUAGGACAAGAUCGCUUCUAUCGGCACUACUGGUACGUACCGUCCCUAUCGUCAAUUCUUAUUGAAGAUGCUCCGUUGUCGUGUGGACAGGAUGAACUUAAAAUGGCCCGUCGCCAGUUUUCUUCCUUCUUUCCAGAAGCAGCGGAGCGCCUGGGGCUAUACUCAUUUAUCAGUGCAGCGCUAAAGCUCCGGGAAUGUGUGAAGCGGUGGUCCACUGGUAAAAUACCUAUUUCUGAUCGUGAGAAGCUGACUUAUCGACUGGCCUCCCGAAUACCUAAGGAUGUCGUCUUGGAUAUCAAUCAGCUUCGAUUGCUUGUCAGACCGGGACGGCUCCUAGAGUCUGAUAUUGCCAGACAGAAUUCCGGACCAGCAGUUGUUCAGCUGUCCAAUUUGUUGCGUACGCGCGUGAAUAACGCCGGCUGCAAUCAGGUGCGUUGGUCCGUUGUGACUCUAUUGCCGGGACCUCCUUCGGAGUCUGUUGAUUUGGAGAAAUCUGUGUCACUGGGCAACUCGGCACUACAUAUUCAGUCUUCAUCUUGUCCUGGUGAGACGAAAUCGGAUAACGGUUUGUAUGCAUCCGAGCCGUCAGACGUAAGGAUCAAACCUGAGGAAUGCAGUUCUCAGGCCACCCAACUCAGGGGCCACAAACAGUUUGUUGAAAAUGAUACCGUAGAACCUCGUACCGAUUGUGUUGCUUCAUCUACUCAGUCGCCUGGGAGCCUCGAUUUAUGGAAUCAAGCCGUGUGGACACUGGACUGUCUAGAGGCCUCGCUAAAUCCUCGGGGAUUGCGCGAAGCGCAUUUACGGAAGACAAUAGGUGAACUUCGUCCGUUACUCAUCAGGUUACUAGCUGGGAAUACGUUUACUAGGCCAACGGAAAAAGAUUUAUGCAAGACCACGACACAACUUUCUACACAAUAUUCGCCGGAGUCUGUCCAGCUCUCGUGGCUAGAAAUUUCGUUACGUCGCUUGGCUGCCCGACUUCGUCUCCGGACAGUUAUUAACUCUUGCUUAGCGAUGGAAUGUGUACGUGAGACAGAUCAAUUGAACGAGACACACACAGACAGCCAUCCCAGAGAGAAUGUCCUUAGCGAGGAAGCGUCGUCUUCUGCUUCUGUGAAGCAUGAAGAGCUCCACCACAAGAAAUUCCAACCGAUUACAAGCAGCUUGGAAACUUCCGCCCGCUUGAAGAAAUUGGCCCAACUUUUAUUGGCUCUCGGUCAUGCAGUCGGCCCGAAGGCCGUUUCUGGGCCCAUAAGUCAAGAAAAUAGAACCCUGCGUACCGGUCGAUAUUCCCUACCGUUCGGAGAAAUUGCGGCAUCUGGUGAUUCAAUUAUAGCAUCGCAGUCUUGCUCUGUCCAGUUACCACCACGUACAACCGGAUGGCAACGCUGGUGCACACAUGUUGAGCAGGUCAACUCCUCCAGCGAACUUCAUCUGUUAGCUCGCGCACUGGAACGUGGUGUUCGACGCGCAGCCAUCGGUGGACGACGAAUUCCGUUCGCCUACUCCACGAAAAAACGUUCGUUACCGAAGGUCCGCUGUACGGCAUGUCGGUGGCCACCAGAUCCUCAGCCAACCACUCCCCAAUUGGUUUCACACCCAGCUGCACACUCAAUCCAUUUCGGACCCCAUACCCCGUUGUCCACAUGCGCAGGCUGUUCGGCUCCGUUUCAUUUGGAUUGCUUGUUAAACAGUAGGUCCCGUGUACACCGUUCCUCGCUCCGAUCCCAAUCCAACAAGUUACGUCCACCCUCUGCAGUCCAGCUCAAAGGAUUAACUGAAUCGGAUCUACGUAUGACUGGAUAUUGCGGUUUCCACUCCUCACUGAACAGUAUCACUGCGGCCCGAAUGGAGACAUGUGGCGCCAGUGUAUACUUGUGUAACGCCUGCUUACGUGUUGCUGGAAAGAAACCUCAAUGUGAUCUCGCUCCUCAUCAGUACGACCAUUCUUCCAAUGAUCAGUUAACCGGAGAUGAAGAGUGGGAGACAGAUUCAGAGCUAUCAAACUCGGAGGUUGAAGAAUUUCAGUCAGCUACAGAAAACAAGGUCCCUGUUAUGGAUGAUUUGCUGCCUGAUAGACACAGGCGUCGUGGACCCCCAGCGAAACUUGGAAGUCCAGAGCAACCGAAGUUGUGCACUGAACCUCGGAGACGCCACUCAACACCUCCUUGUAGACUCAAAACAAUACGACCCGCGAGCACUGUUGGAGCUUCACAGUUACUGCGUGUUGGACGUCCACAUACUCAUCGAAUAUUGAAACGGACGCAUCCCAACCGAUGUUCUGAACGGCAUUUACGCAGCUCAGCCAAACGGAUAAAAUUUUCUUCCGUGGAGGAUCGGUACACCAGACGACCGAGACGUCCAAAUCGCCGUUAUUUUGAGCUUGACUUUUUUAACCCUUCAAUGGGUGAAUCACGAGAUGAGCAAUCGAAGGACAGUGAUCGUACUGACGAUUUGUCUGCUGACAAGAUUAACCGUGGUUGGGAUGAGGAAGCUAUCCUCAAAUUUCCUGAUAUUUUCUUGAAAAGAGCGACUGUGGUUGUCGUUCCGUGUGAUCUAAACCAGAGUCAGUCCCGCAUGCCACGCCCGUCUCUCCGCCGUUCGUCCAAACCGGAAAGUACUCCCUCCUCCGCAGUAAAUGGAUUUCCCGAAAAGACCGACACACAAAAGUGGGUGGAAAAACUAUUUUCGGAACUGUGCCACAGCAAUUCCGCCCGUCCAUUGUUACGGUGUGGCGUAGGUCGCCAAAUCACCCUUAUGGACCAAAAAGAUCGUCGGGUUGCCGAACUACCCAACAGUCGUAGGCACUCGGAUCGUGUCAGGGUAGCAAGUCACCGCCUCUGUUCAACCAACAGCCCUCAAACAGUCAAAAGCUCGGAGAAGCUCUUGGCUUGGGAUCUUUCAUCAUUGCAGGAAUUGUUAGUUCGACAGGAUUUACCAGGUGGUCCUGAACAAGCGAUCGAUCAGCUCAAAUUGCUGAUUUCCCAUUGGUUGGCUUCCAAUCGUCCCGGGAGUCGCUUGCAUCAGUGUGCCUUAGAUUUAUCUGAUCAGCUUGACGCGAAACUGAGUGCAUUCAAGCAACAAAGUGAACCUAGUCCUAGUAACGCAUCAUCUGGUUAAAAAAAUCCCGCACAUUUGAUCUCAUUUCUCUUUUAUUUUUUGGCUUCAAGGCUCACCUGUACAGUGUAAAUUGCUAAAUGUAUACAGAUUUUUGUAACUCUUGCGUUAUUUUGAUAUAUGCUUGAUCCGAUGUCGUUUGUUAAUGCAACCACGAUAAGUAUAGUUUUUUCCACUGAGAAUAUUUUUGUACGUUAUUUUUUCUGAG
This is a messenger RNA of Opisthorchis viverrini, 8110 nucleotides long. RefSeq lists its product as hypothetical. The transcript is spliced from 29 exons. NCBI's taxonomy places the organism in Eukaryota, Metazoa, Platyhelminthes, Trematoda, Opisthorchiida, Opisthorchiidae. Bases 1 to 7905 code for a protein of 2634 amino acids. The record is from RefSeq and is a predicted model, not a curated record. Gene Ontology annotation, biological process: chromatin remodeling.